Fonsecaea nubica is the source of this 1449-nucleotide messenger RNA. RefSeq lists its product as hypothetical. Gene Ontology annotation, cellular component: mannan polymerase complex. The coding region runs from base 1 to 1449 and encodes 482 amino acids. Lineage: Eukaryota; Fungi; Ascomycota; Eurotiomycetes; Chaetothyriales; Herpotrichiellaceae. Gene Ontology annotation, molecular function: alpha-1,6-mannosyltransferase activity. The record is from RefSeq and is a predicted model, not a curated record. The transcript is spliced from 2 exons. Gene Ontology annotation, biological process: protein N-linked glycosylation; cell wall mannoprotein biosynthetic process.
AUGAACAGGCAUCACGCCUUUACCAAUGGCUACGCCGCCAACAAGAAACGAGAUGACGACAUCUAUCGUCCAUACAGUGACCGCUCCGACCUCGAAAGCAAGUAUAUUUGGGGUCUGCCAGAUUUGGUCGAGGACGAGAAGGUGGAUUCUUCCUUUACACGAAAAUUCGAGCCUCGAAAACGAGCCCUCCACACCCGGUCUCGCCUGAUCCGGCUGGCCUUGAUUGUCCUGGUGACAUGCUCCCUAGCCUUCUACUUGUUCUUUCCCUCCGACUCCACUUUGUCGUUAUUGUCGAAUAAAUCGAGCCCUUCGUUUCAAUACGAUGAUAUCGAGACGCUGCGGUACUACGAUCUCGAAGAUGUCCAGGGAACGUCGGUGGGUUGGGAGAGGGAAGAACGUGUCCUCCUUUGCACCCCCCUGCGAGACGCCGCACCCCAUUUACCGAUGUUCUUCGCCCAUCUAAGAAACUUCACCUAUCCACAUCACCUCAUUGACCUAGCUUUUCUCGUUUCCGAUUCCAAGGAUAACACCGAAGAAUUGCUGUCCCAAAUGCUGGAAGCACUGCAAGCCGACCCGGAUCCUUCACAGCCGUAUGGCGAGAUUUCGGUGAUACACAAGGACUUUGGACAGGCCGUCGGUCAAGAUGUGGAAAGCAGACAUGGCUUUGCGGCUCAAGCCAGCCGAAGAAAGUUGAUGGCGCGGGCACGGAACUGGCUGCUCAGUGCGGCUCUGAGACCAUACCAUAGUUGGGUCUAUUGGCGUGAUGCAGACGUCGAGACGUGUCCAUUCACCAUUAUCGAGGAUCUCAUGCGGCAUGACAAGGAUGUAAUUGUGCCGAAUAUCUGGCGGCCCCUACCUGAUUGGCUGGGUGGUGAACAACCAUACGAUCUCAACUCGUGGCAAGAAUCCGAGACCGCCAUUGCCCUCGCCGAAUCACUGGACGAAGAUGCUGUCAUUGUUGAAGGCUAUGCAGAGUAUGCUACGUGGCGCCCUCAUCUGGCCUACCUCCGCGACCCCUACGGAGACCCUGACGUCGAGAUGGAACUGGACGGUGUUGGCGGAGUUUCUAUCCUCGCCAAAGCCCGGGUAUUCCGUGCUGGCGUACAUUUUCCGGCCUUCUCCUUCGAAAGGCACGCCGAGACAGAAGGGUUCGGAAAGAUGGCCCGACGCAUGGGAUUUUCUGUGGUAGGGCUUCCACAUUAUACCGUGUGGCAUUUGUACGAACCCUCGGUGGAUGACAUCCGGCACAUGGAGGAAAUGGAGCGUGAGAAACGGGAACGUGAAAAGCAGGAAACAGAAAACGCCGAACAGGUCAAGAAACUCGAAGACGAGUUCCAACAGGUGGGCUCUCAAUGGGAGGAGGACAAAGAAGCCAUGGCAGCCGUCGCCCCGAAGAAGGAAGGUGUGAAAUUGGUCAACAAGGGCGAGAAAAAGGCUCCUGCUGGUUAA